Molecule: messenger RNA, 8539 nt
Organism: Pelodiscus sinensis (Chinese soft-shelled turtle)
Lineage: Eukaryota; Metazoa; Chordata; Testudines; Trionychidae
Source: RefSeq, a predicted model, not a curated record
GUGCUGCCCCGCGCCGCCCCCCCCCGCCGCGCCGCCGGACUAUCACCCGCAGCUGCUCAGCAACGGGGCUGCUGGGGGCAGCAGUGGGAUCAACGGGGACCAGCAGCAGCAGCCGGGCUCAGCGGCCGAAGGGGGGCAGAGGAACUCGGCCCUCAUUGCGCUCCAGGGCACCUUGAAGAGGAAGCUGGUGGUAAAUCUAUCACCUGUUAACAACAACAAGAGACCCAAUGGUAUUUCAGAUAACUCUUUCCUUGAUAUUAAGAGGAUACGAGUGGGUGAGAAUCUUUCUAUGGGACAAGGCGGACAUGUUAACAGUUGCCAAAGCCAAUCAAUGUCAGGAACUUUGUCUGGGGGGCAAGGAUCACAAAGAAAGACCAGCAACCUAGCAAACAGUAUGCACUCUAGUGGGCAUAUGUUUAAUAUGCCUUUAAAAGAGGUCAAGAAAGAACCAGGAGAAACCAUAUCUUGCAGCAAACACCUGGAUGAUCAGAUGCCCCAUGAAAACAUUUUCCCUAACAGAUAUGGGGAAGAUACAGGGGAACAGAUGAUGGACCCAGAGCUUCAGGAGCUGUUUAAUGAGCUGACUAACAUAUCGGUGCCACCAAUGAGUGACCUAGAACUAGAAAAUAUGAUAAACGCCACUAUAAAACAAGAUGAGCCAUUUAACAUUGAUCUUGGGCAGCAAAACCAGAGAGGCACUGCUAGAUCUUCUCUGCAGAUGGACAAAAUAGUGAUAAAGAGUGAAUAUUCACCGGGCUUGACUCAGGCACCUGUGGGCUCCCCACAAAUGAGGCCUCCUUCUACAGGACCAGCCUUCACUAUGUCCAGUGCUGCCAUGUCCACCUCUUCACCAAUCCCUUCGGUGCCUCAGAAUCAAGCACAGUCGACACAGGUCUCUUCUGUCUCAAAUCGACCAAUGACUAACUGGCAAGAAGUAUCUCAUGCUCAGCAGCUAAAACAAAUAGCAGCCAACCGACAACAACAUGCCUUGAUUCAGCAGCAACAGCAGCAGCAGCAGCAGCAACCUCAGCCAUCCAGCUGGCCCACCUUGUCCCCAUCAGGCCCUUCCCCAGGACAAUUUGGACAAGAGAAAAUUCCCAGCCCUUCCUUUCGUCAGCAACAGUUCAGCCCCCAAAGUUCAGCCAUGCCAGGGGUACCUGUCAAUGGGAAUCAGUCCAAAGCGAUGAGUAACUACAUCUAUAAACCAAACACCACAACCCAGAGCAAUCCCAUUGACAUAAUAAUACAACCAAAGCCUCAGGAUCUCAACAGAAACUUUAUGAACAACACUCAGUCACCACUAGAGCAGCAUCAUGGCAACACAAAGCCUUUGUGUCAUUUUAACUCAGAGCAAACCAACCAGCAGAUGCCUUCAGUUUUGGGGUCCCAAAGCAAGUCUUCUAUUCUGCACUACCCUCAGCAGCAGCCGAACCCCAGUGCCAUGCAAGCGCAACAACAGCAACCUCCGCAAACUCUCCAAAACCAGCCUCUUCAAAGGCCACCAAAUGUACCAUUGGCAUUGCAGCAGAAGAUGUUACUACAGAAAAUGCAGCAAAGCCCACACAUUUCAGGACUGCAGUAUCCCAUCUCUCAACAGCACAGACAGGAUCAGCAGCAGCACUCUGUGCUAGGCCAAGGUGCAGGCCCCAGUCCAAAUUCCAGUACUUGCUCAAAUCCCAACACUGGAAGUGGUUACAUGAACUCAUCCCAGCAAUCAAUGUUGAAUCAGCAACUGAUGGAAAAGAAACAGGCUCUGCAGAGGCAGAUGAUGGAGCAAAAACAGCAGCUCCUUCUACAGCAGCAGAUGCUGGCAGAAGCGGAGAAAAUUGCUCCACAAGAUCAGUUGAACCGACACUUGACAAGGCCACCACCAGAUUACAAAGACCAAAGAAGGAAUGUGGUCAGCAUGCAGCAAGCAACCCAGUAUUCUGGUGGUUCCCCAGCAGUGAGUAUGAGCUCCAAUCUGUCUUUAUCAAAUCCCAUUUCAACUCUCAGCAUUUUGUCACAGAAUUCUAGUCUUUUAACAACUCCCCAUGGAACCAGAAUGCCUUCAAUUUCAGCAGCCCGGAACAUGGGCUGUUACGGAAACAUUCCUUCUAAUCAACCAGGCUCAUACAACAUAACAUCAGGAAUGAACCAAAUGCAACAACACAGAAACCAAAACCAAAUCGUAACCAGUCAAAAUAACCCCAUAAUGUCUCGCCAGCCAACCCUAACACAAGGAAACAAUGUAGCCACUUUUGGGGCUGGAUCAGUGGUUAACACUCAGCAAGUGAGAACAGGUAUAAAUCAUGGAACGACAGGUAUCCCAGCACAAAGACCAUCGAAUGUGAUGAUCACUUCCAGUGCUGUUGCUCAGAACUGGGCCCCUCAAGAGGCAGCAACAAAGCAGCAAGAUGCACUGAAACAGACAGGCAUUCGUUUCCCGACAAGCACUGCAUAUCCUAACCAAUCUCUGCAGCGUUCCAUAGGCAACCCGCAGUUUCCUCAGCGUGCUAUGGCACCUCCUAACCAGCUAACAACAGUGGCGCAAAUGAGACCUCCUCUAAACCAAAUGAACCAAACCGUAAAUGGACAACCUGUUGGGUCACUAAGAGGUUUAAGUGUAGGACCAAACCAGAUCAGAGCACAGACUGUGCCUAACUUGAAUCACCCAGGAACAAGUAUGACACCACCUUCAUCCCUGUCAUCAACCAAUUUUACAUCUACCAACCAAAACUCUAGAGCUUACCAAGGAACUGACCAUGGUAAUGACUUAGCCUUUGACUUUCUUAACCAGCAUGGUGACAACAUAGGGCCUGCACUCAACAGUGAUUCAGACUUUAUUGAUUCUUUACUGAAAACAGAACCUGGUAAUGAUGACUGGAUGAAAGACAUCAACCUUGAUGAAAUCUUGGGGAACCACUCAUAGGAGACAAUGCUGAUGAUAAAACACAUAUGCUCUAAGUACUAACAGGCAGGGUUGACAAUAGAUCUCUCUUUAAAGGCAACAAUCUGCUUUAUUAAUUUACUCUCCUGCAGUUGAAUUGUCAUAAGAAUCAAUGGUUUAAAAUGAGGAUCCAAGUAGAGAGAUUGCCCUGUUUGAAGAGACGGUUUAAGAACAAAAGCUGAUUCUAAACUUUCCCUAGAUGAAAGUCUAAUGUAGGAUGAUAGUUAUACCUGUCAAGCUAAAAACAGUGUGGGGAGGGGGCAUAGCCAACGCAGUAGAUAUGCACCUGCUGUUCUCAUGGGAACUGUCCACAUUUGUCUUAGGAAGGUGUGUAAUACGCACUCUUCAAAUAGAGGUGCUGAAAGGUGAGCAGAUCAUGCAGCUUCGUGUCUCAGAUGCAAGUGGCCACCUCCCAUACAGAGUUGAGCAAAGUGUUCAGGGCCCUCCUCUCUCACUGGGAGAACUCAGUGUCUUAUAAGAUCAGGCCCCUUGCAAAACUAAUUCUUGUGUGUUAUAAAAAUCAUUUCUACAUAGUAGAAACUCUCAUCUUUCCCUGGUGAGUGAUUUCAUUUCAAACCACCUAACUUGUGUAGAAAAGGGCAAGUGGUUUCUUUCAAGGAAGGAGGAAAGUGGUUUCUAUGAGAGACAUGCCGGAGUGUCACUCACUGGUCACUAGCUUUUACACAGUCUCACCUGGUGUUUGGUUUGCUGUAACCCGGGAGGCUGGUUUUCCAAUAGGUAACAGAUUUGGUUUAGUUUCUGGUGUAAAUAUGCCAUCAGCCAUUCCAAAAUUCUAGGGUCAAAUGCUGCUGCCUUGCUUCCACAGAUGGUGCCAGUGACUUGAAUGGACAGCUUGAGUGAGACACGGGCAGAGGAUUAGGCCCCUAAAGAAUACCUCCCCACUCCAUGGCUGAGUGCCCCGUGUAUUCAGCUAUUUGCUUCAUCCAGGGCUAUCUGUGUAUAUGGGAAGGCUUCCAUUUUGAUUUUGAUUCAGUCUGACAAUACACAGCGUGACUCCUGUGGAGAAUAUCAAUAGUUCUCUCGUUCACCAGGUCGUGGGAGUCGUCAAAGAGACAGGCUUGGGCACUAAAAGUGCUGGUGAUGCAGAUUCCAAUACCUUUACUCAGGUUAAAUAGUCUCUGACUUUCUGGAUUGCCCCACUGAAACCAAGAUAUGCAGCAGAUGUAUGGAAAUCAGUGGGCCUACUCGCAGAGGAAGGUACUCUCAGCCAGGGUCAAGGUAUCAGAAUCCAGCCCUUCACACUCAUCAAUUCACAAAGCAGCCAGCUUUGGGUGAGUGCUGGCCAGGGGAUGAGUGUUCUGUUUAUAGCACUGUGGGAGGGAUUUUGCUUGUGCUGAUGUGAGAAUCCUUCACAACCUAGUCUGAGUCAGAGGAGACUAGACACAGCAAGGGAAAAUAGAGCCCAUUUGCAGAUGCCAGGAGGUGACCCAAAAGGCAGCGCUAUACCACCUUUAUGGGUUUUAAUUAAUCCAUGUUUGUGUGCCACUGUGAAUGGAGCUGACGCUUUACAGGAUCUCCUGAAUCCAUAUGGGGCAUUCUGAAUGGUUCAAGAAGUUUAGCAAGGGUUCUCUUCCUCACAUUCCAGUACAGGUGCCUCCCAAAACCGGAAUUCUCUGGUCCGGCAACAUCCAUGAUCCGGCAGGACUACAGAUGUUCCUGGAUCAGAGAACCUUGGUAGCUUAGUGGCAUGAGGGCAAUCCAGGAGGGUCUGAAGCAGCAGGAAGGGGAGAGGCUGGUGGCAAUCCCCAGAAGCCCGUAGCAGUGGGGCAGCAGCCUCUGGGAUUGGGUUGGGGCAGGCCAUGGCAGUGCAGGAUUGGGCCAGCGACAGCCCAUGGGAGCAGAGCCCUGGGCAGCCCAUGGAAGCGGGGCUAGAGUCUGUGAGCUGUUGGGGGCAGGAGCCUGUGCUCUUAGUUGCCCAUGGCAGCAUGAGGCUGAAGCCCCAGACAGCCCACAGAAGUGGGGCCAGAGCCCAAGCCCUUGGCAGCCCCCAUCGGUGCAGGCUGCUGGAGCCCGGAGAGCAGUCCAGCUGGGGCAGCAGCAGCAUAGCCAGCAACCCAGCGGGCAGCCCAGCAGGGGCUGGAGAUAGUCCCUUUCCCUUCCCUGGAGCUGGCAGAGUUAGCUGUGGCAGGGAACCUUCUCUGGUCUGGCAAAUUCUCUGGUUCAGGAUCGGUCAGGUCCUGAGGGUGCCAAUAAGAGAUGUCCAUUACUUUGUGGGGAAGUUCUUGCUGGCUCCUGGAAUAUAUACACACAAGAUCAGGAGCUCCAGCACCCUUAGAGAAGUUGCACCAUGCUCACACAAGGCACUUGCCCAGUUCUUUUGGUUGUGCAGGUGGGGACAGCUCCGUGGUCCUAUCCACCCCUCUCCCUGUUUCACGGAGCUAGCAUCCAUAGAGGUGAAAUGGAGGAGGCCUAGCGGGAAACCUCUUUACACUCUCCCUACUUUGUGCACCUGUGCCGAGUCCUACUAAAAUAAAUCAAGUAUGGCUCCCAGAAGAGAGUUGCAUCAAGAUGGCAGAAGGGAAGAAACCCAUGACACAAGAGAUGGUGGCAGCAGGAGGGUUUUAUCUCCAAGGAGACUCAGACCAGAAGCUCCUUCUGCACCUUUAGAAAAGGUGUAUCAGCCUCCCAGUGUGGGGGACCCAGGCUCUGAUUAUAUUUAUAACCCACCCAGACAUGCCCUUUCUGGAGUGCUCAGCAGUGCCAGAACCAAUAGUCACUCUCCCCUAACCACACACCUUGGGCUCAGAGAGCAGGACUGUCUCCUCUGUACAGUCACUAGGGAGCGGAAGGGCAGAUUUUAUUUAGCCCCCAAAAAUAGAACAACUUUUCAGCACAAGUCACAUUAAGGACCAUCCAGAUUUAGAGAGAAGUGAGGGGGUAUAUGGGAGUAGAGCAAUACCAUAGGUGUGACCCUGCACUCCCAGACACCUGUAGAAAUCAGGAAUGGUUCCACUGCUAUAAUGGAGUUCCACCUGUUUCAAUCAGGUGUAGGAUCAAAAUCAGCUGCCUUGUGGCAUAGAAUCAUAGAAGAUUGGGGUUGGAAGAGACCUCAAAAAGUUAAGUCCAAUCCCCUGCUCAAAGCAGGAUCGAUCCCCAACUAAAUCAUCUGAGCUAGGCCAUGACAAAGUCAAAAUGCUACACCACCCUACUAAUGAAAUAGGUUGUUCUUAAUAUCCAACCUAGACCACCCCCACUGCAACUUGAGACCAUUGCUCCUUGUUCUGUCAUCUGCCACCACUGAGAAUAGCUUGGCUCUGUCCUCCUUAGCAUUCCCCUUCAGGUAGCUAAAGGCUGCUAUCAGAUCUCCCCUCACUCUUCUCUUCUGUAGACUAAAUAAGCCCAGUUUCCUCAACCUCUCCUCAUAAGUCAUGUGCUCCAGACCCCUAAUAAUUUUUGUUGUUCUCCACUGGACUCUCUCCAAUGUGUCCACAUCCUUUCUGUAAUGGAGGGCCCAGAAUUGGACGCAGUAGUCCCAAUGUGGCCUCACCAGUGCUGAAUUAAGGGGAAUAAUCACUUCCCUAGAUCUGCUGGCAAUGCUCCUACCAAUGCAGUCCGAUAUGCUGUUAGCGUCCGUGGCAACAAGGGCAUAGCUUCUUGUCUACUGUAUUCCUCAGGACCUUUUCUGCAGAACUGCCACUUAGCCAGUCGCUCCUCAGCCUGCAGCAGUACAUGGGAUUCCUCCCUCCUAAGUGUAGGACUCUGCACUUGUUCUUGUUGAACCUCCUGGUUCAGAUUUUUUUUGCCCAAAUCCUCCAAUUUGUCUAGGUCACCCUGGACCCUAUCCCUAUCCCUCCAGUGUAUCUACCUCUCCCCCCAGCUUAAUGUCACCCAUGAACUUGUUGAGAGUGCAAUCCAUUCCCUUAUUCGGAUAAUUAAUGAAGAAGUUGAACAAAACCAGACCCAUGACCAACCCUGGGAGCACUCCACUUGAUACUGGCUGCCAACUAGACCUUGAGCCAUUAGUCACCACCUAUUGAGCCCAACAAUCUAGCCAGCUUUCUAUCAACCUUAUGCUCCAUUAAUCUGAGUCAUGCUUCUUUAAAUUGCUGGCAAGAAUAUUCUGGAAUACCACAUCAAAAGCUUGCUGAAGCCAAGGUAUAUCAUGUCCACCACUUUCCCCAUAUCCACAGAACUAGUAUUCUCAUUAUAGAAAACAAUUAGGUUGGUCAGGCAUGACUUGUCCAUGGUGAAUCCAUGUUGAUUGUUCCUGAUCAUGUUCCUCUCCUCCAAGUGCUUCAAAAUUGAUUCCAGGAGGACCUGACCCAUGAUCUUUAGAGGGACUGAAGUGAGGUUGAUUGGUCAGUAGUUCCCCAGAUUCUCAGGCACAAUCCUUCCUGGAUUGGUGGGGCUCUAUACUGCCACUAAUAGGCCACUGAAGUUAACAAGAAUUUUUCCAGUGAUAGCAGGCAUUGGGUCAAGCCCUUAAUUGAAUCUAAAUUCUGUCACCUUUGUAUUCAACAAUGUAUAUUUUAAAUAAACUAAAAUUCAUAUGCAGCAAAGUGAAGGCCAUAUGCUGUUCUAUUAAAACAUACAUGAUACAUUUUAAAUGCGAGCUUAUGAAUGACUUGUGUCCAAAACUUGAAACCAGUCUCAGUUCUCUUUAAAACAAACUCUCUUUGUGUAACAGUGGCUACGUGCACUACCCUUAUAUUAUAUUUUUCACCAUAGACCAGGAGCUGUUUGCAGUAUUGGGUUGUAAAUAUAAAGAUUUAUUUGUUUUUGUAAACUUUUGUAAAAACAAAUUAAUAAUAAUAAUAUUUUGGUAGGAAUAAUAAAUCAUAUUCUUUGGGUUAUAUUUAUAUAUAUGUGAAAUAAAUAUACUAUCAAAAAAGUUGUAUUUUAUACAAAAAGUAAAUGGUUACCUUUUGUAUUCUAAUAUACAAAAUUUUGUAUGGUAUGAUUGUUUAUUUUCAUCCUCAGACUGAAGCAUUGGGUUGUGAGGGAGAGCAAAAUGGGAUCUUUGGGAUAAUUCCAUUGAUUUCCAGUGGCUUUGGAUCAAGCCUUUAAAAAUAUUUCAGAUACAUUCAAAGCUGAUGUUCUCCUGAAACCUCAAUAUGAAAACAUUCCAGGUUUCAACUCUUUUUUUUUAUUUGUAGCUUUGGGGCGGGGUUAUAUGUAACUGUCAUGUCCUUGUUGCAUGUAUGUCUGCUUUAUACUUUCUCAUAUUAUAAAACAGUAUUUCUCUAUACAAACUGAAAGGAAAAUUGCUGUACAUAAAUGUUUGUGUUUUAUGCAUUUUUACAUGUGGCUGUGUAUACCUUCUAGUACUAUGCAGUGACACUUAUUUGACUCCAUUUAUUUUUCACCUAAACAUGAAUAGUAUGUUUUUUUUCAAUAGCUAUCAAAAUUCCACCAAGUAAAUCAAUCAAAAUGUUCUGAUGUCUCUUUUCUUAAUGUGAAUUUCAUCAUUAAUGUCUAUUUAUUCAACUGUUCAUUUGUUUCAUUAAAUUACAGGCAUAUUUUGAAAAAAAAUGCAUCCAACAACGUUUUAUUUGCAAAGACGGUUGAUUUGAGUGGGAUAUUUGUUUCUUUUAUAGGUUAAAACAAUUUCUUCAUUAUUAUAAACAAUUAUCACAGUAAGUAAAGUUA